ACACGGUGCUGGACGUAACGGGACCCCGUCGAGCAGCAGGGAGGAGGGGGCUGCUCUCCGCUGGAUCCGCUAAUCGCCAACACUCUUCAUUACAGGGAUGUUCUGUUACCGCUAAUGCUGACUGAUGCAUAUCAGCAGCCCGGCCGACCCUGCGACACUAACCACCGACGGAUUUGAGGUCAACUUGAUAAUUAACGCUAUCCGUCCAGCUCCAGAGUGGGAUGUGCCAUGUCUGCUAGGUGGAGAUGAGAAUGAAACCCAGUCGCAACCUCCUCCUGGGCAUGUGCUCCAUGCUGGCCCUAGGAUUCCUCUACUACUCAUCAGGGAGGAUCAGUUUACGAGGUUGGGGCCACAAAUCAUUGUAUGACAAGCAAGGAUUCCUUUUGAAGCUGGAUGCUACUCUGCCUUUGGAGCUGAUGUACAAGUAUGGCAAUAUCAGUGAGGGUGUCUGUAAGCCAGGUUUUGCAGCUGCCAAAAUGACUGCCAUUUAUCCAAAGUUCACUAAACUGGCUCCCAUGUUCCUUGAUCCAAACUACAAGCGAUUCUCAAGAAUUGGUGAUUAUUUGCCUCCGUUUGGAGUAAAAACACAAGAGAAGAUCAUAGAUAUUCUUCUAUCUGCUACAAACAUGUAUGGCCUUGGAGAAGAACUUGACAGUAAGAGCUGUAAGACAUGCAUCAUUGUCGGGAAUGGAGGAAUCCUUGCUAACAAGUCUUUGGGACAAAAGAUCGAUGACUUUGAUGUUGUUGUCAGGUUAAAUGAGGCCCCAGUGAAAGGUUUUGAGAAAGAUGUUGGCUCCAAGACCACCAUAAGGAUCACCUAUCCAGAGGGAGCCAUUCAGAAGACGGAACGCUAUGAGGCUGAGUCCCUGUUUGUCCUUUCCGCUUUUAAAUCUCUGGAUUUUAAGUGGCUCAGACACAUGGUCUUCAACCAGCGACUGCGCAGCACCGAUGGUUUUUGGAAGUCAGUGGCCAGGCACGUUCCAAGAGAGCCCAGUGACAUGCGCAUCCUGAAUCCCUACUUCAUCCAGGAGGCCUCCUUCAAGCUGAUUGGCUUACCUCACAACAAUGGACAGAUGGGCAGAGGGAAUAUUCCAACCCUGGGGACAGUGGCCAUAACAAUGGCCCUUCAUAACUGUGAUGAAGUGGCUGUGGCUGGAUUUGGCUACAACAUGAGCACCCCCCACGCCCCACUGCACUACUAUGAGAAGAUCAGGAUGUCAGCCAUUAAAGAGUCCUGGACUCACAACAUAUCUAAAGAGAAGGAGUUUCUGAUGAAGCUUGUGAAGGCUGGAGUGAUCCAGGACUUGACCGGUGGGAUCUGUGGUGCAGGAUGCUGAUGGUCUCCACUCAGACUCAUGUCUCCUGGUUUGUAGCACUGUGCUCAAUCUCUUCCAGCUACUGAAGAGGAAGAACUCCAGGCUGUGCAGGCCAUGUUACCAGCAGAGAGCAGCAGCUGUCACACACCACGGUCCCUACAGACAGACUGUGUGUAUAUGAGGCUUACUGAGCAGGACACACUGCCCUAGUGCUAUAUAUUGACAUAUUGCAAGCAACUGGCCUCUGCAUUGUAUCAGUAUCACAGUAUUUAGCUUUUUCUAGCUGCAGGUUAGUGUAUAUUUACAUGGAUUUGGAGUCCUGGCUCAGGGGUACAUGUUUGGUUGCUGAGUUGGGACUUAAACCAGCGCCUGGAUCUGACUUCCUUCCUGCAACUGAAGAGAGAAUAAAAAUAUUGGGUUUAAACAUUGAGCCUGUGCCAAGAAUACCUCUCUAAGUGUCCUUCUGCUCAUACAUGUGAAUGUAAUCCAUAUCAAACGUACAGUCACCGAUUUCUAUCUUCCAGUUCCUGUUAAACAGGGUGCACACUACAUGACAUAUGAGCGAACCGUCCUGGACCAGGGUACACCCCCUCAUCAGAGCAACAUGGCAAUCAUCAGAGCUGCUUUGUUCUGAGUCAGAAUGUAUCUAUUAAGAUCUUCACAUUCAAAUGCAGUCUUAGCUUACAAUACUGAUCAGGCAGAUGGAAGCUUCCAUGUCCACUGUAUUUUACUUUAAAUUUGGCCAGAGCAGCUCGUGUCUCCGAAGCAUGAAAUUCACUAAUGAAUGUACAUUAAUGGCUGUUUUUGUUGACUGAUGAUUUUCAUUACUGACUUUGCCUUUACGUACAGUAAAGCCAGUCUUACUUGCACUUGUGACUUUGUGUCACUUCCUCUUUUAGGAAUACUACCAUUUCUCUCUGCUAAUAUUUAGUGUUCGGAGGAUACUGAUAAGAACCUUUUUUUUUUUCAUUUUACCCUCUGCUAUCCCUACCCAGAUCCCAAAUGUCUUUGUUUUUCCUUUUCCUCAAGACAGGCGGCGCGCUCUUAAGGGUGCAGCAGCCCGAGCUGCCAUUGGCAGGGCAGCUCAAAUGAAAUUUCAUUGUAUAUGAAAGUGUGCAAUGACAAUAAAGGUUUGAUUGAUUGAAAUAGAAAUAAAUGUGCUGUGGUAAAAUAAUUAAGUCCAGUCGGACAGUAUUUGUUGUUGAUCAUAACUGAUCCUAAAUAAGUUGCACACAUGUUUCCAACCUUCUGUCAGAGAAAAAGAUAUGCUUCUGAACCAACUAAAAUUUUCAUUGCCUCAUUCCAGUGGACAUGAGCUGUUACCCCACACGGUCUUGAAGUCACUUUUUAAUGUGUGGCCUGCAUCUGGAUUACACUGUUGAUUGCUAAUGUGUUCAGAAGACAGAAAUUCAUUCAGUCUCUGUACUUUUCUUACAGUAGUGUUCUGUUUUUUGUCUUUUACUUUGGUUUACUUGAUGUUUUUGUAUCGAUCUCAUCAGCCAGUGUUGUCAGUGUGCUGAACACUGCCAGUAUGUGCUCACCCCACUCACAGAAGACAAGCGCCUUUGUGUUUCAGUUUUUUUUCCGAAUGCUGAGUAAUGGAGAGCAUAUAUACACCUGGACAUCACAACUGUUUCUGUCUGAUGAAAUGAGUUUCUUGCAUGACUGCUGUUACUGGGAAUCAUAUCACACUGCAGUGUUUUCAUCACACCUGGGCCCUGUUCUUCAUAUAAAGUGACUUAGCUAGAUGUGGUUGUUGAUGAUUUGACACCGGACUUUUCAGCACCCCAAAGCUGCUUUGAACCUCAAGUGUGAAACAUUUUGUCUCCUACCUCUGGUAGCAGUUACACAAACACCAGUGCUAUGACAUAUGCCUCACCGUCAGUGUUUCUUCAUUUAGAUAGCAGUCCUUUCUAUUUUUGUUUAUCUGAAACAUCAGAAAUUUUUCUUGAAUGCUUCAUUACCUACUUUGUCUCUGUCGCUGCGAUUGCCUCCCUCUCUGUCUUCUUCAUUCUAACAAACCACUCAUUGCUGAUUAAAAUAAAAUUCAUUGGUACCAGUGCACCAAUGCCAGAUAGCUGCCACAGACAACAGAUUAAAAACCUCAGUAUGCUUCAGAAUAAAGAGACAUUUAGCUGCCACUGAUGGGCUUUAACAGCAGUGUAUGAACUUGUUUGACUUGCAUGUAAAAGAUGUUCAUUCAUACAUAAAAGUUCCACACUCCAGCUCAAGUUCAUCUGCAGCAAUUGUUUUAGCAACAAGACUUUCAGCUCAAAUCUGCAAAAGUGGAGCCAGUUAAAAGGCAGCUGCAUACUGUCUGACAGUUUCCAAAGUAAACAUCAAAUGCUGAGCCAGUAUCAGGUAUACACGGGCCUUUCCUUUUCAUCAUGAAUAGCAAAAUAUACAUUUCGUAUUUUAGAUGAGAGCAUAUAGCACAUUAAGAUCUGUUUGUCGGUCUUGUUCUCCAUCUGCUAUCCUACCCUAAAAAUCCUUCAUCCUUACUCUCACCCUAACCACCUUCCCUGAGCCUGGCUCUGUAGGAGGUUUUAUUCCUCCCUGUUAAAGGGUGGUUUUUGUUGUUUUGCGGUUCCUCCCACCAUCGCUGACUGCUUGCUCAUAUGGAAUCCAAAGGCAGCUUUGGAUUGUUGGGUUCUCUUUUUAAAUUUUGUAAGGUCUUUACCUUAUUACACAAAGUGCUAUGAGAUAACAUAUGUUGUGAAUUGGCACUAUAUAUAAUAAGACUAAACUGAAUUAAAUGUUUGUAGCAAACAAAUUUGUUUUCACAUUAAAGAGUAAAAUGUGUAGUUAGAGAUCAAAUAGGUCAGACAACAAUACAAAUGUGCAAUAAGCUAAUGAUCUAAAGUCAAACCUAGUUUUAGAUACAUAGUAUGCUGUAACCAAAUGAAGUACUUUCAUCCAAACACUUCCCAAUGUUAGACCUAUGAGAUGACAAAAUGUGAAUAAUUAACUCGAUCAGGGUCUUAAAAAGAGGCAAGUGGGUGUUUUGAUGAUCUUUGUUUUUGUUGGGUUCCUGUUUUGUUUGUCUUGUGUGCCCUCCAUCAGGGUGGGUGGCACAGAAUACAUUCCUGCCAAUGAUGUCACACUACUCCAGUGAUUUGUAGGUUGCUGUAAUAGACAAGCACACAAGCAAAGAUAUAGUUGUGCAAGCUGGUGAACACAUGUAAACAGUGUUCAGACCUAGAGGGUUUACACUGUGGUUUGGUGAUCAACUACAAAUGUAAGUACAGCAGAAACGCACUCCACAGGACAUCUUUAGGCUGCUUACAUCAUAUUAGUAUAGUUGUACCACGGUUCAAGAACAGGGUCCAGGUCUGAUUGGUAUUGAAUCAUUUUCUGCCUAAACUGUGUUUCAGGUGCACUGAAUGAUGUGAAUGUGUAAUGCUGAUUUUAAAGACCCUUCUCUUCACAUGUUAAGCUCAAUCUGACCUUUCCCUUUUCUUUUGAUCAACAACAAAACAGUUCAGUUCUUUCUCGUUAUUUGUGUGUCCAUCGAACACAGAAACAUUCCCCUCAGUCACCUUGCUCAGUACAGCCAAAGGCUGCUAUCUCAGGCCCUUAGACAUUUCUCCCAAUCGGUGUUGCUAUCAAACAUAUAAACUGAGCUUUAUCAAUCUGUCUUACUUUAAUUAUCAUGAUCAACUGUAUUGUGAAGCCUGUAUGUGUGUUGGUGUUGCUUAAUCCACUCUGGCAUGCACAGUUUGUGCUCACCUCACUGUAGGUGCUCAUGGACCUGAUGCUGACCAGAUGCUGAUGCCAAAGUAUUCAUAUAUUUAUUGUAGAUCCUGCACAAAACAGUUAAUAAAGAUAGAAGAAUGCA
Acanthochromis polyacanthus (spiny chromis) is the source of this 5154-nucleotide messenger RNA. RefSeq names its product ST3 beta-galactoside alpha-2,3-sialyltransferase 3a (gene st3gal3a). The transcript has 11 exons. The record is from RefSeq and is a predicted model, not a curated record. The coding region runs from base 246 to 1337 and encodes 363 amino acids. NCBI's taxonomy places the organism in Eukaryota, Metazoa, Chordata, Actinopteri, Pomacentridae. Gene Ontology annotation, molecular function: sialyltransferase activity.